UGCCCCAUCAGCAGGUCACCAACCGGACAAGCAAUCACGCACUACAGGCCAAAAAAAUUAAGCUAACCAUGCAGCAGCUGCAAGCUCGCCGCCGGCGAGGUGCACCGGGUGGUCGCCGGCGCAUCACCCAUGGCGCUCCACUCCUCGCCGCCGUGGCCGUGCUUCUCUGCGCAAGUGUUCGCUUCGCCGGCGCCAGCCCGCCGCCGGGGCCGGUCAGGUGCGCGUCGGGCACGGCCAACUGCACCGUGACCAACGCGUACGGCGCGUUCCCGGACCGCUCCACGUGCCGCGCCGCCGCCGCGGCGUACCCGGCGUCCGAGCGGGAGCUCCUCCGCGUCGUCGCCGGCGCCGCGGCGUCCAGGACCAAGAUGAAGGUGGCGACGCGGUACGGCCACAGCGUGCCCAAGCUGGCCUGCCCCGGCGACGGCGGCGGCGGCGGCGGCGGCCUCGUCAUCAGCACCGACGCGCUGAACCGCGUGGUCGCCGUGGACGCCGGAAGGAUGGAGAUCACGGUGGAGAGCGGCGUGACGCUGGCGGAGCUGAUCGACGCCGCGGCGGGCGGCGGCCUCGCGCUGCCGCACUCGCCGUACUGGCUGGGGCUCACCGUCGGCGGGCUGCUGUCGACGGGCGCGCACGGGAGCUCGGUGUGGGGGAAGGGCGGCGCCGUGCACGAGUACGUCGUCGGCAUGAGGAUCGUCACGCCGGCGCCGGCGAGCGAGGGGCACGCCAAGGUCCGCGUGCUCGCCGCCGGCGACCCGGAGCUGGACGCCGCCAAGGUGUCGCUCGGCGUGCUCGGGGUCAUUUCUCAGGUAACUCUAAAGCUGCAACCAAUGUUCAAGCGCUCGGUGGCGUUCCGGCGGCGCGACGACGACGACCUGGCGGAACGAGUCGCCGCCUUCGCCGGCGAGCACGAGUUCGCCGACAUCCUCUGGCUUCCCAGCCAAGGCAAGGCCGUGUACCGGAUCGACGACCGCGUGCCCAACACCACCUCCGGCGAUGGCGCCGUCUACGAUCUCGUCGUCUUCCAGUCGAGCCCCACGGUCGCCAUCCAGGCCAAUAGGAUUGGCGAGGACGCCCUCGAAGCGACGGCGAACUCCGCCGGCAAGUGCCUCGCCGGGUCGGCGACGAUAGCCCGCCUCGCCGCCGGCAACUACGGCGUCACGAGGCGCGGCGUGCUCCCGCCGCCGCCCGGCGCGGCGGUGGUCGGCUACCAGAACCGCAUCCAGUCGUCGGGGUCCUGCCUCUCCGGCGCCGACGACGGCCUCCUCACCGCCUGCACGUGGGACCCACGCGUCAGGCACAACUCCUUCUUCUUCCAGUCCGGCAUCAGCGUGCCGCUCUCCGGCGCGGCGGCGUUCAUCCGCGACGUGCAGCGGCUGCGCGACCUCAACCCGGACGCGCUCUGCGGCCUCGAGGUGUACUACGGCGUCCUCCUCCGCUACGUCAGGGCGUCGACGGCGCACCUCGGCAAGCCUGAGGACAGCGUCGAGCUCGACCUCACCUACUACCGGAGCCGCGACCCGGCGGCGCCGCGGCUGCACGAGGACGCGGUGGAGGAGAUCGAGCAGAUGGCGCUGCGCAAGUACGGCGGCGUCCCGCACUGGGGCAAGAACCGGAACGCCGCCUUCGACGGCGCCAUCGCCAAGUACCCGAAGUCCGGCGAGUUCCUCAAGGUGAAGGGCAGCUACGACCCCGAGGGGCUCUUCUCCAGCGAGUGGAGCGACAAGGUGCUCGGCGUCGCCGGCGCCGGCGGCGUGAGCGUGGUGAGGGACGGGUGCGCGCUGGAGGGGCUGUGCGUGUGCUCGGAGGACGCGCACUGCUCGCCGGAGAAGGGCUACCUCUGCCGGCCGGGAAGGGUGUACAAGGAGGCCAGGGUGUGCCGGCGUGUCGCCGGCGAUCACUAGGGCGCGCGCCGCCGCCGCAUCGCGCGCGGCAAUACGAAUAUGGCUGUAUUGGCCCAUUGGAUUUCAGGCCCGUUUUGGGUCUAGUUCUUGUGUAACGUGGCGUGGCCCACUACAGCCCACCAAAAUAUGUACCCGAUUUUAUCUCCCUUAUUAAAAUCAAACUAUACAUUAAUAAGAAAUCAAAUCAAAUACUA
Molecule: messenger RNA, 2098 nt
Organism: Oryza sativa Japonica Group (Japanese rice)
Lineage: Eukaryota; Viridiplantae; Streptophyta; Magnoliopsida; Poales; Poaceae
Product: L-gulonolactone oxidase 2
Cellular component (GO): membrane
Molecular function (GO): D-arabinono-1,4-lactone oxidase activity; FAD binding
Source: RefSeq, a predicted model, not a curated record